AAGACAACCCUGAGCGGGUUCAAAGCGAGGCGUGUUCCUGAGGGUCGCUGUGCAAUCAGUUUAAUACCAGUAUUAAUUACUGUGCAAUCAGUUUAAUACCAGUAUUAAUUACUGUGCAAUCAGUUUAAUACCAGUAUUAAUUAAUGUGCAAUCAGUUUAAUACCAGCAGUAUGAACUACACCGUGCGAGACUCCACGCGAGAGGACUGCAGAGAUAUAAUGCGCUUGAUCGCGGAUUUGUCAGAGUAUGAGAAAAUGCCAGAUGAAGUUAAACUUACCCACAAAGAACUGGAAGAGGACGGAUUUUCAAGCAGCCCUUUCUUUAAGUGUUUGGUGGCUGAAGUGCCAGAGGAAAUCCAAAGCAGAGACGGUCACACGAUAGUGGGCUAUGGCUUUUAUUACUUCACUUACUGCACGUGGAAAGGAAGAGUCGUCUACAUGGAAGACUUGUACGUGAUGCCCGAGUUCAGAGGUAAAGGAAUUGGGAAAGCACUGAUGAGUCGCAUUGCACAGAUCGGACGGGCGCGGGGCUGUGUUCGGAUGCAGUUCACCGUGCUGGACUGGAAUAAGCCUUCCCUGGAUUUCUACUGCGGCCAGGGAGCUCUGAACCUCACCGCCGCGGAGGGCUGGCAGCUGAUGCGUUUCGAGGGCGAAGCCUUUGAGAAGCUAGCCCAAGCCACGAACUGAAGCGAGGCUGACCGUCAGCGUGUCUCUCGAACCGUGCAGGAGCCCUCCGAGCUCUACAGCGUGGCACCUCAGAGCCACAAGCUGAGCCGUCUGUAGAAGCCCAGUUUAGUCCCAGCUUUAUUCUGGAGUAGUCUGUUGGUCUUUUUUUUUUUUUUGUUGCUCUUCCUUUUCAAGAUGUUUUCAUCGUUGCUGUCGUCCUUUGGGGUUGAAAUAAAGUUCCCGUUGCGGAGCA
Molecule: messenger RNA, 918 nt
Organism: Polyodon spathula (Mississippi paddlefish)
Lineage: Eukaryota; Metazoa; Chordata; Actinopteri; Acipenseriformes; Polyodontidae
Product: thialysine N-epsilon-acetyltransferase-like
Exons: 6
Coding region: 144-686 (180 amino acids)
Molecular function (GO): N-acetyltransferase activity
Source: RefSeq, a predicted model, not a curated record